AUGUCUGGGUCCCGCGCGGAAGCUGAGCAGAAGGGGGGCUCCAGACAGCGACUUCAGGUGAAUGUGAAUGAAUAUAAGGAAAACCAAAACAUCGCUGAUACAUCUCUGAGACCGCUACAGACUACAGUUUUAGGAAAAAUAGCUAAGGUGUAUCUGGUCCCCUUUUCACUCAGUAGCUACAAGACAGGCCAACUUAAGCGCCCCAAAUCCCUAUUAGAUAAGAAUUCUAACAAUGAAGUGACAUGUAAGAAAUCUAAGAAAGCUGAAAUAAAGGAAAGUUGCAGAAGGAUUUUAACUCCAAAGAUGGAAGCCACAUCUUCCAAGGAAGAAUCCACUCUGCAAAAAUCAUCCUUGGAUGUUCAUGCUGAAAGCAACAAAUGGCAGUACAAGAGCCCUUCAGAUACAGUGGUUCUCAGUGCUGAUACAGAAAGCAGCCAGGAAGGAGACAGUGAUGAAGACACCACACCAGGCCUGGAUGAUUUUUCAGAAUUGUCACCAUACGAAAGGAAGAGACUGAAGAACAUAUCAGAAAAUGCAAACUUUUUUGCUUCUCUUCAGUUGUCUGAGUCAGCUGCAAGGCUCCGUGAAAUGAUAAAUAAGAGACAGCCUUCUGAAUCCAAAAGGAAGAAGCCCAAGAAAAAAGAAAAUGGAACUGGGUGUAGAAGGUCGAUGCGAUUACUAAAAGUUGAUCCUUCAGGAGUGCCGUUGCCAGCAGCCCCAGCCCAGACAGCAUUAGAAGUAGAUGAAAAUCCUUUGAUACCUCCCGGGCCUUUAGAAAUGACUCCUGAAAAUCGAGAUGAUGACGAUGAACUAUUUAAAGGAUUUUUGCAGACUUGGGCAGAACUGAGCAAGACAAGAAGUAAAGACACUGAGAAGGAAUUAUCUAGCAUUAAAAGCUACAAAGUCAAUUUAAAUGGCAUGGUCAUUAGUGAAGAUACUGUCUGUAAAGUUACCAGAGGCUCAAUUACCUCAAUGGCCAUCCACCCAUCAGAAAUGAGGACUUUGGUGGCAGCUGGGGCCAAAUAUGGGCAAGUUGGACUUUGGGAUUUGACUCACCAACCUAAAGAGGAUGGAGUUUAUCUUUUUCAGCCCCACAGUCAACCGGUUAGCUGUCUUUACUUCUCACCUGCCAAUCCAGCUCACCUUCUGUCACUGAGCUAUGAUGGCACAUUACGCUGUGGGGAUUUUUCCAGGGCUGUUUUUGAAGAGGUAUAUAGAGAUGAAAGAAGAAGCUUUUCCUCCUUUGACUUCUUGACAGAAGAUGCCUCCACUUUAAUAGUAGGUCACUGGGAUGGACGUAUGUCACUAGUGGAUAGGCGAACUCCUGGAACUUCUUGUGAGAAACUUAUCAAAUCUUCUUUGAGCAAAAUAAGAACUGUUCAUGUGCACCCAGUGCAUAGACAGUAUUUUAUCACUGCGGGAUUAAGGGAUAUUCAUAUUUAUGAUGCAAGAUGCCUGAAUCCCAGUAGAAACCAGCCUCUGAUUUCUUUAACUGAACACACAAAGAGCAUCGCUUCAGCCUAUUUUUCACCUCUUACUGGUAACAGAGUAGUAACCACAUGUGCUGACUGUAAGCUGAGAAUCUUUGACAGCAGCUGUAUAUCCUCGAAGAUUCCUCUUAUCACCACUAUCAGGCACAACACCAUCACUGGGCGAUGGCUGACCAGGUUCCAAGCUGUGUGGGACCCUAAACAGGAAGACUGUGUCAUAGUUGGCAGCAUGGCCCAUCCACGGCGAGUGGAAAUCUUCCACGAGACAGGAAAGUGGGUGCACUCUUUUCUGGGUGGAGAAUGCCUUGCCUCUGUGUGUUCUAUCAAUGCUAUGCACCCAACUCAGUAUAUUUUGGCUGGAGGUAAUUCCAGUGGGAGGGUACAUGUUUUUAUGAAUUAA
This is a messenger RNA of Rangifer tarandus platyrhynchus (Svalbard reindeer), 1890 nucleotides long. NCBI's taxonomy places the organism in Eukaryota, Metazoa, Chordata, Mammalia, Artiodactyla, Cervidae. The record is from the annotation of a GenBank genome assembly.